AUGGCAACAAUACCGGCGGUGAGUAGAAUUUCUUCCCGGCUUAUCCGUAUUCUGGGCUGCAAUCCCAGCCCAAUGACGCUGCAAGGGACAAAUACAUAUCUCAUCGGCAGUGGCAAAAGGCGUAUUCUGCUGGACACUGGGGACGCGAACGUGAAGGAAUACAUUGGCCAUCUGCAAAAAGUGUUGAUGGACGAACGAGUCCUGAUCAACGACAUUAUCAUCUCGCACUGGCACCACGACCAUGUGGGCGGGGUAGAUGAUAUAUUGGAAGUGAUCGACAAUAAAGAUACAUGCAACGUUUGGAAAUUUCCUCGCACGGAUGCUCCAGAACCGGAGGUAAAGCAUACAACGCUGAAGGAGCUAAAAGAUGGACAAAUAUUCACGACCGAGGGUGCAACGCUGAAGGUGAUCCACACACCGGGCCACACGACGGAUCAUGUUGUGCUGGUGCUGCAGGAGGACAACUCGCUAUUUAGCGCCGAUUGCAUCCUGGGAGAGGGCACCACGGUGUUCGAGGAUCUGUACCUGUACAUGAAAAGUCUCGAAACGAUUUUGAACGCUAACCCCACCGUUAUAUAUCCAGGGCAUGGUAACAUCAUUAAUGAUCCAGCCGAACGUGUGACGGAAUACAUCAAUCAUCGAAAUCAUCGCGAGAAGCAAAUCUUCGCCGUGUUCGAGGCCAAUCCGGACAAGCAGUACAACGAGAUGGACAUUGUGCGAACGGUGUACAAGGAAACGCCGGAACAGCUGUGGGCUGCGGCGGCGUACAAUGUAAAUCAUCACCUGAAGAAGCUGACCGUCGAAGGCAAACUGCUCGAGUGCGUGGACAGUGAGGGUGGCAAUAGCUGGAAGUACGUUCCGGCACCUUCCCUAUAAUCGGUUGCCAUUAGGACGGUGUGGUAAAUAAACUAGUUACGGUAGCGGUCCUGUUUGUUUUAUUACAAAA
Anopheles merus is the source of this 946-nucleotide messenger RNA. RefSeq names its product beta-lactamase-like protein 2 homolog. Gene Ontology annotation, molecular function: RNA endonuclease activity; single-stranded RNA binding. The record is from RefSeq and is a predicted model, not a curated record. Bases 1 to 876 code for a protein of 291 amino acids. Gene Ontology annotation, cellular component: mitochondrial matrix. NCBI's taxonomy places the organism in Eukaryota, Metazoa, Arthropoda, Insecta, Diptera, Culicidae. The transcript has 4 exons.